Messenger RNA from Siniperca chuatsi (mandarin fish), 1263 nucleotides. RefSeq lists its product as uncharacterized. NCBI's taxonomy places the organism in Eukaryota, Metazoa, Chordata, Actinopteri, Centrarchiformes, Sinipercidae. The transcript is spliced from 6 exons. The record is from RefSeq and is a predicted model, not a curated record. Bases 423 to 1166 code for a protein of 247 amino acids.
AACUUUGAGAGCUUUAAGUGCAGUUGCUGUGGCCAGCGAAAGACAAGAGAAAAUGGCCACAGCCGCUACGGACCAGAGCACUUCUGCUCCACGGCCGAGGGCCGCUCGGUGGAGGACUGGCUGGCAGAGAAAAGAAGCCAGGACCCCAAAAAGACUGGAGCCACCCAGCCUGCCGCCACCCAGCCUGCCAUCCGACCUGCCCCACGGCCUGCCCCCCGGGCAACUCAAACAAAGACCGCCAGGAGGCAGCUUACUGACAUGCUGUUGGCCCUAAGUGGCCUUUUCCAGGGGCUUAGCGGGCGAGGCAGCCAUUGUCAGGCCCCCCAUUGUCUUUCGCACCUCCUCGUCUGCAUGCUAAUACACAGAGAGCUGCAGCACAACCCACCUGAAGGUUUUGGUUUUCUUUGGAGAACUUUAUCAGGAUGAAAGCACUGAGGAAGCGCAAGAACCUGGAACACAAAGAGGAAAAAAAACAAGAGUCUGUGGAUUACAGGAGCAAUUCAGAGAGGUCCUUGGACAAGGAUUUCCAGCCAGGUCCGGGUGAGGAGGACAGCAGCAGCAGCAGCAGCAGCAGCAGUCAGCAGCCGCCGAAGACAGCACUUGAGCCCUCCGCCGCAUCUACCUCCACAAGCAGAAAACCCACCCGGGUUACCGUGUACAGGAGGAAGCAGAAGGAGGAGAAGGAUGGGGAGGUCCUGUCCAAGUCAAAGGCAGAGGGGAGCACACACUGGGAGUGCACCACCUGCGGUGGCCCGAGACGGCUGGACGUCUAUUACAAAGGGGAGUUAUUCUGCUCGAUGACAGCGGGGCCCAGUGGAAAGAUGGCACAGCAGUGGCUGGAGGAGCGCAAGGCCAGCACAAUACCACGGACAACCCUGUGGAGGAGGAUGAAGGAGGAGGAGGACAGUGAGCCACCUGAGGGCAAAAAAAAGAGGAAAACUCACAAACUGAGAACCUGCCAGAAAUGCAGCCAGCCAGCCCUAAAAGACUUUGGCCACAGCCAGCACCACAGCAAAGGCAAGAAAGAGCACUUCUGCGCUCAGUUCUACCGGCAAAACGGUAGAACUGUGGUUGGCAGAAAGGAGAGCCAGGGAGUAGAAGAACGAGGAGGAGGAGGAGGAGAAGAAGAAGGAGUGAAGAGCUUUAAGAUUGUACAUUUAGCGUAGUUUUCAAAUAUUUCUUAGGUAGUUUGUAUUGCAUAUAGGAUUGUUUGUAGAUUUAGUUUGCGCUUGUUUUUGAAAAUGUAAAUAAAAAGGUUUUUUU